AGAGUAUUUAGAACCGACGUUUUUAUGAAUUAGAAAUUAUCAUGUCACAUACGCAGAAUAUGUAUAAAGUAGGAGAUUAUGUUUACUUUGAAACUCCCGAGAACACCCCAUAUCAGAUCCGUCGAAUAGAAGAUUUGAAUAAAACUCCGUCCGGUCAAGUAGAAGCUAGGGUAACUCUGUUUUACCGGCGUCGAGAUAUCUCCUCUGCCCUUCUGAAGAUUGCUGAUCAAGCUGAGAGGAGAUUCGAUGAGUAUUAUGAGGUAGACAAGCCUAAGUCUGAUAACAAGUAUGGUUCAUCGGGACAUACAGUGGCCAAUGGAGCAGAUGCCAAGAUUGAGCUUAGUGAAGCAGCUCAUAAGCAUGAAGCCAAGGAAGAUAGUGAUGACUGCAUCGAUUGGGGCAUAGCUGGUUUACCAUUAGGCGUUGAAGCUCUCAGCGACGACGAGAGGCAUCGAAUGAGGCAGAGGGAACUAUUUCUGUCCAGGCAAGUAGAAACCCUUCCAGCUACUCUAAUCCGUGGAAAGUGCGCGGUCACGUUGCUUAGUGAAGUUGAGACAGUGUCGAGCUACGAUGGAGAAGACAAAUUCUUCUACUCCCUCGUAUAUGAUCCCAGUCAAAUGACUUUGCUUGCGGACAAAGGCGCUAUUCGUGUUGGUGAGAAGUAUCAAGCUGAAGUUCCUGAGAGAAUGGAAUGCGAUGACAAAACCGAAAAUGGCGAUGGCGAUGAGCUAAUGAUCGACGAUGAAGAGGAGCAUAGUGAUAGUCUACGACCAACAGUUCGACCUCCGACGGAAACCGAGAGGGAGGUGCUCGUUUAUCAUCCUCAUCAUUCGCUAACGGACAGGGAUAUGGACCAAUUCUUAAUCGUAGCCAGAGCAGUCGGAACCUUCUCACGUGCUUUGGAUACUUCUUCAUCCACGAAGUUGCCAUCUCUUCACAUGACUGCAGCAGCUGCAUCUCGUGAUGUUACCCUUCUUCAUGCUAUGGCUUUACUUCAUCAGGCUGGAUAUGAUAUCGGCCAGGCUGUGAAGUAUCUCGUUCCUCCACCUAAUAAAAGCUAUUAUCCGUUGGAGGCGGAUAAAGCUACCGGUCAUAAUACUGUUAGUCUAGGAGGGCCUAUUCUGUGCAGGGACCAGAUCGAAGAAUGGUCUGCAGCAGAGGCGAAUCUUUUCGAGGAUGCACUCGAAAAAUACGGCAAAGACUUUUCUGAUGUACGAGUCGAUUUUCUUCCAUGGAAAUCUCCUCGUGACAUAGUUGAGUAUUAUUAUAUGUGGAAAACCACUAAUCGUUAUGUCGAGCAGAAAAAGAAGAAAAAUGCAGAGCAUGAGAGCAAACUCAAGCAGGUCUAUAUCCCAAAUCACUCCAAAACACCCGGAACGUCUGUUAAAGGAAGUGAACCAUGCGAAGGUUGCAAGACCACAGAGAGCAGUGCGUGGCAUGCUUGGGGUCCAACUAGCCUGCAACUGCGUCUCUGUCAAGAAUGUUGGUGGUAUUGGAAGAAGUACGGUGGCUUGAAAGAGCGGCAUCAACACGAUGUUCACGAAAACGCCAAACCUGCUUCAAGCCUGCCAAACCCACCAGCGGCUGGUAAAAGCUCCUCAGCAGCACAGCAAAAUCGACCCAUUGGUACUGGUCACGUGAUUGCUCGAUUACCUCCGAAUCAUCCUCUUCUGUUGGCUGCAACUUCUGGGUCCACAUUGAAUGUUGGUAAUCCCAUGAAAGGAAAGCAGCUGAAGGCACCGUUCACCAUGCGACCAUCACUGAUGUACAGAGUAGCGCGCAGAGUGUGCCCGAGAUCGCUGCUGAAUUUACGUUUCGCUGCAAGAAGGCCUACUCACGAAAUCAACCUGAACAAUGUGAAAAGCUACUGCUACUCCUUAGAAGCAGGGAAUGCUGUGCUCUCCGCGGCUACACAAAUCUGCCAGCUCCAUAAUCGCAACUUGCCAUCUACCUUCGCUCAGAAUUAUACACUGCAGGCGGCUCAACAUCACCAACAGCAGCAACAGGCUCUUAAAAGGCCAGCUAGCUCUGCUGGCGUAGAGCCAAGCGCUAAACGCGAAAAAUUGCAGGUAGGGUCAGUCGCGAAUGCCGCAGUCGCAGCUGCUGUCAGCCCUUUCUCCUCCAUUGCUGCUGUUGCUCCCACCGGUGUGCUAGCCCAGAAGCAAAGCAAGUGGGACUCGGUAUGGCGGUGGCAGCCCGGAGGCCAGUUCGUGUUUCUCGCUGGACCGCUUUUCCGGCGCCGUCGAGCUGAGUUGUUGCCUCGCGAAACUCUCGGUCAUCAAGUCGGGCGAAGAGCACUCAUCGCUAAAGAGAGUGAUGUCAGAGUUGCCAACCAAAUCAAAGCUCUCCUCCAUUUCCUUCCGCCUAUGCCGUCUGAAAAUCCGCCUCGUCGAGUGCAAACUCAACCGGUACAGGCAAGGGCUCUAUAAUAAUAUUUUUAUCUGUCGCUUGCUCUCAGUAGCUCAUAAGUAAUAUGCAUGAGCAUUUCCCUUGUCUUACUUCUUGAAUUCGCUGUUCAGUUGAGUGCUUCCGUCUCAUAUUUAGCGUUGCCCUUGGCGCAGUAGGUGCAAACUUUCUCUAUGGCACAAGGUUUGUUUGUCAUUUCAUCAGUACAGUGAUCUUGGACGUAGGAUUGUAGAUAGUUCUUACACGGUUUGUCCUCUUCUUCUGUUAUGAAGCGGAGAUUAAUUUCAUUUUUUGAUGUAAAAAUGCUGUGUAAUACAUGAAUCGAGUACAACAAUCUGGUAUAAGUUUAUUUCCGUUCGUCAUCCUUUAAUAAAUAUUUGUUUUCAAGGUCAUAAAUCUUCAG
Molecule: messenger RNA, 2809 nt
Organism: Cylicocyclus nassatus
Lineage: Eukaryota; Metazoa; Nematoda; Chromadorea; Rhabditida; Strongylidae
Source: the annotation of a GenBank genome assembly